Molecule: messenger RNA, 1257 nt
Organism: Suhomyces tanzawaensis NRRL Y-17324
Lineage: Eukaryota; Fungi; Ascomycota; Pichiomycetes; Serinales; Debaryomycetaceae
Product: glutathione S-transferase
Exons: 2
Coding region: 29-814 (261 amino acids)
Source: RefSeq, a predicted model, not a curated record
GCCUGGUGGACGUCCACCACAGCAUCAAAUGGCUUCAAUUCAAAGAAAGCGUGACAGAUUCGUCUUGCAUUGGCUUGACCAGUCAAGAUCACAUCGUAUAGUGUUCCUUCUUGAGCUCUUGGACCUCGACUACGAAGUCAAGGUCCACUUACGGCACCCAGCCACCUGGAGAGGCCCAAAAGAGCUUUUCAAGGUGCACCCAUUGGGAAAGUCUCCAAUUCUCGAAAUCUUCCAUGGCGACGGGCUGGCCCCGCUCGUGUUGGCGGAAAGUGGCUUCAUCGUGCAGUACCUCAUCCGAACCUAUGAUUAUUCUGAACUUCUCACCCCCACCCAUCCUCGUGAAAAGAUCCAGGCAGAUUACUUCAUGCACUAUGCCGAGGGAACGUUGCAACCGUUGAUGAUCUCGCUUCUCAUCAACUCGGCCGCCAAGGAUGUGGCUCCCCGGGGAUUGAAGUCGCUCACCAAAAUCAUCACUAAAGGCUUGAACAAUGCCUAUUACUACCACGAGUGGCUCUUGAACAUGGACUACUUGGAGAAUCAGCUCGCAAAAGAAAGUUCGGGCUAUUUUGUGGGAAACAAGCUUACGGGGGCAGAUAUCAUGCUCACGUUUCCAGUGUACGAGAACAUCUUUGACAACGAAGUGGGAAUCAAGGAAAUCACUGGCAUGAAGGAAGACUUGUUCAAAAAGUACCCCCGGCUCGCAGCCUGGUCCAUGAUGAUCAGAGAGCACCCAGUGUACAACAGGGUGACUGAGAUUAUGGACGAGCAGCUCCAGGAGUACAUUACUCUGCACGCCAAGAAGAAGAAGAAGUAAAGAGACGAAGGUAAUGGGGGUGGCCAAUUAUGCGUUUCUCAGUGUAACUGAAAAUUCGCAGAGGAGCAUUGUCUCAGCCUGACUCGUAUUGGUUGAAAUAAUUAACUUACGCAUCCUAGCCGGUAACGGGAACACCAAGGAAGCGACCAGCCCUAAAGAUUGUUACAUCACUGGUAAUUUAAGAGCGAAUGUAACACCGAAGCCUCGAGAAUUCCGAGAAAAUAUCAUAGCUUCUGCGGAAUUAAACACCUAUGCUAGCUCGGACGCCACAGAGCGCAGCCCUAAACAGCGGACUGAUUUCAUACCCCCAGAGCUUAGAAACAGGCCACCUUAAUGCGGCUUCUACCACCCUCAAUUGCGAAUGAAUGGGCCAGUUAUGACUUAUCGCAGCCCAUUCCCUGUACUAAUUAAAUAAAUAAUCCACGAAUGUGAUAAUCCCCAAG